Molecule: messenger RNA, 2590 nt
Organism: Linum trigynum
Lineage: Eukaryota; Viridiplantae; Streptophyta; Magnoliopsida; Malpighiales; Linaceae
Source: the annotation of a GenBank genome assembly
AAAACGCAUUUGUAAUGCCCAAUAUAUACUUAUUUUUCAUGUCAAAUUGAGGCCGUGUAAAACUUCACCGGCUGAGGUAUAAUCAUUGUUCCACAUCCAAAAUGCAUCCUUUCUUUCUUUGCAAAUGUUGCCAAUACGUACAAUGAUAUUCAGAAUACAUUUCCACAGAAAUUCUUUCGAUAGGAAGCUUAAAGGACUUUCUCUUCAAACAUAUUUUCUUUUAGCAAACCUUGACCUUUAGUUGGAAAAAUGGUUUGAAAAAUAACAAACACACCCAAUUUCUUCCUUAAAAAAAUUUCUCGUUGGGAGAGACUAGAGAGGGAGGGAGGGGAGGUUAGGUUGGGUUUAAUUAUUCUCGCUGGCCAUUUGUUUAUCUCAUCUUUUGCCAGAAGUAAUUUCACUCCCCUGCAGUUCUGUCAAGCUGUUCCCAAGUCCUGCCACAAAACAGGAUAACUCCUUGGAAUUCCAAGGGUAAACUCAACCCAUUUCCUCUUUCUCCUCAACAGACCUUGCAGCCUUCCUCCGUCGUUUCCAUUUUCCAGUUCCCAUUCCCAAUCUCUUUCCUUGCCCACAAUUUCUUCUCUCUUCAUCUGCUCCAAAGAUAGCUACUUUCGGUUCUGGGUUUUCCUUAUCACGGUACGUUUGGUAGCCAAAUGGAUUUGCCAACUUUCUUUGCUAGGUGUUGGAUUCGCUUCAAUUUGUGUGGUCGAAUGGAGUAAUGGGUUUCUGUUGUUAGUUAAGCGAUCGCUGUUAGCAUCGUUUUGUAUAUGCAAAGUAUUCGAUGUUUCUGAUGCAUUAGCCUAGGAGGAAUCGAGGAUUUAUUUGAGAUUGAGAAUUGAAAGUCGAAAGACACGAACUUGGAAGCUGGCUGGAUUAGGGUUGUUGUUUCUAUCACUAGACAUGGAUGAGAUCGGAGGAGGGUCGUCUGAAUCUGUGUCUGCAAUGGCUAGUCCUAGAUCUGUAAUAACCUAUGAGUAUCGUGAUGAAGGUUGUUGCCCCAGGCAAGCUUCACCGAUUAGGAUAUGUGAGUCGAGGAAUACUAGCCCCAUGGGUCGUGUAGGGCUGAGGAAUACAAGCCCUUCAAGGCAAAAAGUAGUGAAGACCAAACCUCGCGGUUUGGAUGAAGAGACUGCUUCUACGUUUGGGAAAUCUAUUCAUUGUGAUGUUCAGAUGGAGGACAACAUAUGGGCAAUGUUGCCUGAGGAUCUUUUGAAUGAGAUUCUAGCUAGAGUUCCCCCAUUCAUGAUCUUUCGCCUCCGUUCGGUUUGCAAACGUUGGAAUGCAAUUCUUCAAGACAAUAGCUUUCUUAAAUUUCACUCCCAGGUGCCUUCUCAUGGUCCUUGUCUUCUGACAUUUUGGAAGAACUCUCAGACUCCACAGUGUUCUGUUUUCAGUCUGCCCUUGAAAACCUGGUAUCGAGUUCCGUUCACAUUUCUGCCACAGUGGGCAUUUUGGUUGGUUGGUUCUUCUGGUGGGCUCGUUUGCUUCUCCGGACUGGAUGGGUUAGCUUUCAAAACUCUGGUAUGUAAUCCACUGACUCAAACUUGGAGGACACUGCCUAGCAUGCAUUAUAAUCACCAAAGGCAGUUGAUAUUGGUUGUGGAUCGUUCAGAUAGGUCCUUCAAAGUUAUAGCUACCAGUGAUAUCUUUGGUGAUAAAUCUUUGCCAACUGAAGUUUAUGAUUCAAAGCUGGACAGAUGGUUGGUUCACCAGAUAAUGCCUGCAGUUAAUCUAUGCUCUUCAAAGAUGGCCUAUUGUGACUCUAGGUUGUAUCUCGAGACUCUCUCUCCUCUCGGUUUGAUGAUGUAUAGUCUUGACAAAGGUUAUUGGGAGCAUAUUCCUGCUAAGUUUCCACGCUCUCUGUUGGACGGAUACUUAGUGGCUGGCACUCAACAACGGUUGUUUUUGGUUGGAAGAAUCGGCCUUUACAGCACUCUUCAGAGUAUGAGAAUUUGGGAGUUGGAUCACACCAAAAACAUGUGGGUAGAAAUUAGUAGAAUGCCACCAAAGUAUUUCAGGGCACUGCUAAGGUUAUCAGCUGAGAGAUUUGAGUGCUUUGGUCAGGAUAAUUUGAUUUGUUUCACAUCAUGGAACCAAGGGAAGGGUCUGUUGUAUGAUGUGGAUAAGAAGGUUUGGUCGUGGAUUGCUGGAUGUGCUCUCCAGUCAUAUAACAGCCAGGUGUGCUUUUAUGAGCCUAGAUUUGAUGCUUCAAUAUAUUGAGGUGGGAAUUUUUUAUCUGCAGUUGUAUACUCCUCACUGAAUCGGUCAUUAUGAUUUUCAAAUUUUCGUCUUUGUUUGUGAUCGACUUCACUUGAGCAAACUUCAUAUAUUGCACUGCAGCACACCUAGUGAUUGGAUCAACAUUGGUACAACCCUAGAUGCUGAUUAAUUUAUGCAAGAACAUGAUCCUGAUGACAUUUUUUUUAGCAGCAUAGGUUCACUGUUUUUUUGUGUAUGAAUCAAGCACAGUUAAGUGCUCUGUACAUUGAUGAGUUCUGGGGUUGCGAGAAACUGUUUUGCUUUACAUGGACGAACGAUCAUGUGCAGAGCCAAAAUGUAAGCAGAAUUAUAGUAAAGUAACUAUGACCAU